AGUGCUAAACACUUACUACUCUAGAGAAGCUAAAAUUAAGACACAGAAAUUUCAACAUUUAUUUUUUUUCGAUGAUGAAUUCACAAAACGAAGUGGUGGCCGCUUUCAAACUGGUACUUCUAGGAGAUGGGGGAACUGGAAAGACGACCUUUGUCAAGCGUCACCUGACCGGAGAGUAUCAGAAGAGAUAUCUGGCGACGAUGGGCGUGGAAGUGCACCCACUUUUGUUCAGCACAAGCCGAGGAAUGUUUCGCUUCGAUGUUUGGGAUACCGCUGGUCAGGAGAAGCUAGGUGGUCUUCGCGAUGGAUAUUACGUCCAGGGCCAGUGUGCCAUUAUUAUGUUUGAUCUGGCUUCGAAGAUCACCUACAAGAACGUGGGUAAUUGGUACCGCGACUUGUUAAGAGUUUGCGGAAAUAUUCCGAUUGUGUUGUGUGGUAACAAGGCUGACAUCAGAUAUAGAAAGAUUAAGGCUAAACAAGUUACAUUCCACCGGAAGAAUAAUCUUCAUUACAUUGAAAUGUCGGCCAAGUCCAACUACAAUUAUGAGAGGCCAUUUGUCUACUUGCUACGUCAGCUAGUCGGUGAUCCCCAAUUGGAAUUGACUGUGUCCCCCGCCUUGAAACCUCCGGAAGUGAGUUUUACCGAGGAAAUGCGCUUGGAAGCGGAAAGGAACCUACUGGAGGCCAGCGCAUGUCCAUUACCACCCAAUGAUGACGAUAAUUUUUAAAUUCCUGUUUAUUUUGUAUUGUUUCAAAAUUUAUCCGUUUUUUGUCUCCGUUUUUCUCCUAAUAAAAAUGCAGAGGUCCCAA
Molecule: messenger RNA, 810 nt
Organism: Drosophila takahashii
Lineage: Eukaryota; Metazoa; Arthropoda; Insecta; Diptera; Drosophilidae
Gene: Ran-like
Product: Ran-like
Biological process (GO): protein import into nucleus; ribosomal subunit export from nucleus
Cellular component (GO): nucleus; cytoplasm
Molecular function (GO): GTP binding; GTPase activity
Source: RefSeq, a predicted model, not a curated record